UGAUCAUCAUGAAGACUCUCUCUGUAUGAUCAUCAUGAAGACUCUCUCUGUCACUCUCGAAAACGCGCAGUUUUUGUUUUAAAUUUUAUUUAUUAUUUUAUUUGUGUUCGUUAUGGAUGCUGGUGAAGCGGCGCGUCGGAUGCUUGUCGGAUCUAAUUAUGGUAAGCCGAUUAUCAAUCCCAUAACGAUGAGAUUCCGACCGAUCGCGCCGAAGCCUGUCGCCGGAGCCUCUGUUUCCGGCGACACCUCAUCGAUAUUCAACGGAAGGAGGAAGAGGAAGUACGUUAGGGUUCAGGGGUAUAAUAGGAAGAAGAAAACUACAAGAUCAAACACCACCGAGGCCGCCGCGACGACGCUGCAACUUCUCCCGGAACGACACGUGGAGAUCUUCGGAAGCGGAUCUCGGGAGGUGGGGUUGGUAUCAGAUGGGAAGCGUGGAGCGGCGGCGGAGGAGGUGUGGGUGACGGUAGAAUGCGCGAGGGAGGCGUGCAUUGAGGGAGAGGAGGAGGAGGAGAGGAUGAAGAAGCUAGAAGAGGACACGUGUCCAGGGUUCGUAUCGGACGGUGUGGAUAGAGUAGAGUGGGUAAACGAGGCGUUGAAAAGAAUGGUGAGGCAAAGGCGGAGAAGCAGUGAGGCAGGUGAGGAAAUAGAGGUAAGGCUGAGAACAAUGCCAAGAUUGGGUUACUUGGGGAGAGCAUUCACGUGCCAAAUAAAGCUGCACUUCAAUGCUGGUACUACCGGACACCCAAAACUUCAGGCGGAGGGCUCUAGGAGGCAAACUAUCACGGUCAUACUUUUUCAACCAUGCGGUCGUGAUCUUGACAUGCUCACGAUAAGUCUUAAGGGGGACUGAAGCUCCAUUCACGUUCUUCGGGCGAGAAUAUAGUUAAAAAAUGAUGCAGCUUUGUGCAUAUCAAAAGAAA
This is a messenger RNA of Cucurbita moschata (crookneck pumpkin), 923 nucleotides long. RefSeq lists its product as uncharacterized. The coding region runs from base 113 to 853 and encodes 246 amino acids. The transcript is spliced from 4 exons. The record is from RefSeq and is a predicted model, not a curated record. NCBI's taxonomy places the organism in Eukaryota, Viridiplantae, Streptophyta, Magnoliopsida, Cucurbitales, Cucurbitaceae.